Quercus lobata is the source of this 1437-nucleotide messenger RNA. RefSeq lists its product as uncharacterized. The transcript has a single exon. Gene Ontology annotation, molecular function: nucleic acid binding; zinc ion binding. Lineage: Eukaryota; Viridiplantae; Streptophyta; Magnoliopsida; Fagales; Fagaceae. The coding region runs from base 1 to 1437 and encodes 478 amino acids. The record is from RefSeq and is a predicted model, not a curated record.
AUGGAGGAAUUAUCUCAGAGUUGGAUGAAACUAUCAUUAUCGGAGAGAGAAGGUCCGGGAUGUCAAUUAGAAGAAGAAUUCAUCUCGAACGAACAUGUCAUUGCAGCAAAGUUUCUCACAAAAAGGGCUCUUAACACUGAGGCCAUUGCAAAAACGUUCACUCCACUGUGGCGUUCAAGAAAUGGUUUCAAGAUUAAAAAUUUGGGAGACCAUGUGGUAUUGUUCAUUUUUGAAAGCGAAAUUGAAGUAGAGAAAGUCCUCAAUGCCGAACCAUGGUGUUUUGAUAAGCACUUGGUAAUAAUGCAAAAAUACGAUAAGAGCACGGCCUUGGAAGAAUUGAAAUUUGAGAAGACUCGCUUUUGGGUACAAGUCCAUGGACUUCCCUAUAAGUUUAUAAAUACUAAGGCGGCGGAGAAAAUCUGUGAAGUUGUUGGACAAGUGAUUCAUUCUAAUGAUCCAACUGAAACGGAGGGAAGUAAUUUCAUGAGGAUCCGUGUGGAGUUGGACAUCUCACUACCUCUUUGUCGGGGUAGAGUGGUGUCUAUGGAGAAUGGUAAGAAAUCCUGGGUAACUUUUAAGUACGAGCGCCUUCCCAACAUUUGCUAUUGGUGUGGUAGAAUGAAUCACACAGACCGCGAUUGUGGAAUUUGGCUGGAUAGUGAAGGUAGCUUAGAAGAAACACAAAAGCAAUUCGGGCCAUCACUACAUGCUCCACCCUUUUUCCCGUCCAAACGGAAUGUGGUGGCUGUCCCCGGAUUUUUCAGUCAAAAACGAGCAGCCCAAAACGUGCAGCCAACAGAAGCCAGGCCAAAGGAAGGGGGCGAACCAAAUGCUACUCCACGAGUCAGGGAGGAGCCCACGGUGGUGCAAAUUCCGGAUCCUACGGAUAAGAAAUUGAAUGCUCAAUUAAAGGAAAAAACCGAGAACAUUAAUGUCCCUCAAUUUUCAGAAAACGAUGAAAGGGAUAUUAACUCUCCAGCCCCCAUUAAUUUCCCACAAUUCUCAGUCCAAUUGAAUUCAGAAAUAAUAGGGAUUAAUGAUUCCGAAAUAUCUGGUGCCAUAAAGUCAGUAACCCCAACAACAACAUCUGGAGUAAAUACAAUUUAUGGUCCGAGAAAGUCCACCAAUAGCAUUCAAGGAGGAGAGGCGGCCCAUGCUAAACCUAAUGCUAACAAUUCUAUCUCAAACCCUAUGUCACGUGAGGAGUUUGAAGUGGCUAGGGUAACCAAAAAAACAGGCACGUGGACACGGCUAGGCAGGGGGCAGAUCACGCAGCAACCAAGUCAGGAUGUUUUCUCAAGUCUAGGCAAACGAACUUUCUCAGCUACUGAUAAUCAUUCCGAUUUACCUUGUAGUAAAAAACAGGUUUUGAAGAAUGAUGAAGAAAUCUCUAUUCAAAUGGUGGAGGCUGGUGCUCAGCCCCGCCAGGAACAAUGA